AAAUGAUCAACUCCUCAAUUCCUGCUCACAACAGCAACAGUCUUCUCUGUUCUCUCUAUCACUUUCUCGAGUCACCAAACACCCCCCCCCCUCCCCCCCUCCCUCUCUUUUUUUAUACAUAUAAACAAAACCCCUCUCAUUUUCAACAAUCCCAAAUUAAUUUCAAAUUUUACUCCACAUUUCCUCUCAAUUUUUUCCCAAUUCAUUCUCACUCAAAUCUAUUAAUUACAAAAAUGAGAGGCUCAAACUCAACAAUUAAUUCAAAUAUUCUAUCUCCAACAAAAUUGAAGUUAACAAUCUUCUGUUUUCUAUUCUUUUGCUUAGUUUUUCUAACUGUACGUUCAUCUUUCUCUUCUUCAUCAGAUAACUCCACCAAUCAAACCUUAAUUUCGUACGUGAAAUCCCAGAAAUGCCCUUUAAGUUGUACCAAAAUCCCACCAUCAUUAUCCGACGCAAUCAUCCACUACGCAACAUCCAACAUAACUCCCCAACAAACCGCCAAAGAAAUCUCCGUCACCGACCGCGUCCUCCGUCGCAAAUCCCCGUCAAAUUUCCUCGUGUUUGGGCUGGGCUACGACAGCCCAAUGUGGGCCUCAUUAAACCACGGGGGUAGAACCGUCUUUUUGGAGGAAAACGAGGGGUGGAUCCGUCAAAUCAAGGAGAAAUUCCCAACCCUCGAAUCCUACCUCGCCACGUAUGACACCAAAGUACGUCACUCCGAGACACUAAUGACGUCAGCAAAGGAGGCGAAGGAAUGUUCGAGUGUGGUCGAUCCUAGGGAAAGUAGGUGUAACUUAGCAUUGAAGGGUUUGCCAAAAGAGAUAUACGAAGUAGAGUGGGAUUUGAUUAUGGUGGAUGCGCCCACAGGGUACCACGAUGAGGCGCCCGGUAGAAUGAGCGCGAUUUAUACCGCGGGUUUGAUGGGGAGGAAUAGGGAAGAAGGUGAAACUGAUGUGUUUGUUCAUGAUGUGGAUCGUGUUGUAGAGGAUAAAUUCUCAAUGGAGUUUUUGUGUCAAGGGUAUAUGGUAGAACAAGAAGGAAGGUUAAGGCAUUUUACUAUUCCCAGUCAUAAGGCUCGUCUUGGUAGGCCUUUUUGCCCCCCUCCUAAACCAACUUCCGACUUGAUUAAUUAGAUUUAUUUUAUAUUUUGAGAUCGAUUUAUCAUUUUAAUAACUCUCAUAUAUACUACUACCUUAAUAAAUUUUCUUAUAAUGUGUUUUAA
Molecule: messenger RNA, 1222 nt
Organism: Chenopodium quinoa (quinoa)
Lineage: Eukaryota; Viridiplantae; Streptophyta; Magnoliopsida; Caryophyllales; Amaranthaceae
Product: glucuronoxylan 4-O-methyltransferase 3-like
Exons: 1
Coding region: 3-1133 (376 amino acids)
Biological process (GO): xylan biosynthetic process
Molecular function (GO): glucuronoxylan 4-O-methyltransferase activity
Source: RefSeq, a predicted model, not a curated record